GCGCCACACGGCGGCGGCGGGCGGAGCGGCAAGGGCUUCGCGCAGCGGGGCCGCGCCGAAGGCCCGGCAGGUAGGGUGGGCCUGGGCCGGUGCUUCUCUGAUUAAAAAAAAGAGGCUGGAAGGUGCCGUGAAGGGCAGGCAAAGCGCGGUGAGGGCUCCCGCAGGAAGCUUGUCCCCUCUCGGAGGCCGUACCCCGCUCAGCUGCUGCCGUUCCCGCCUAAAUUUUUUGGUGUGUGUGAGGGGGGAGUCCGGGCCUCGAGGCCUGCAGGCUCCAUGAAGCUGCUGCGUCUGCUGUGUCGCCACAAGACGGCCCUGGGUCUGGGCGGCCUGUCGCUCUUCGCUGUGGUCCUGCUCUACCUGGCCAAGUGCACCUCUGAGGGCCUGCGGCCGCUGCCAGCCCCCCGCGGGUUGCCCCACCAGCAGCCCCCUCUGCCAUGGGGUGUCAGGGGGCCGCCUGCCAUCCCGCCGCCCUCCCCUCCUCAGGAGUCGGCCUUUUUGGCGGUGCUCAUCACCAGCGGCCCCAAGUACACCGAGCGCCGCAGCAUCAUCCGCAGCACCUGGCUGGCAGCGGCCGGCCACCCUCCUCAGCACAACAUCUGGAGCCGUUUCGUCAUCGGCACAGGUGGGCUGGGGGCUGAGGAGCUGCGGAGCCUGGAGCUGGAACAGAACCGCCAUAGGGAUCUCCUUCUCCUGCCGGAGCUGAAGGAUUCCUACGAGAACUUGACCGCCAAAGUGCUGGCCACGUACGUCUGGUUGGAUCUGCACCUUGACUUCCAGUUCGCCCUGAAGGCCGACGAUGAUACGUUUGUACGUUUGGAUGUGCUGGUGGAAGAUCUGAGAGCCAAGGAGCCACGUCGCCUCUACUGGGGCUUCUUUUCCGGCCGUGGGCGAGUGAAAUCUGGUGGGAAGUGGAAAGAGAGUGCCUGGGUGCUCUGUGACUACUACCUGCCGUAUGCCCUAGGUGGAGGUUAUGUGCUUUCUGCAGAUCUGGUGCACUAUUUGCGGCUCAACAAAGACUACCUGAACAUGUGGCAGAGCGAGGAUGUCUCCCUGGGAGUCUGGCUGGCUCCAAUUGAUGUCAAAAGAGUGCACGAUCCUCGUUUUGACACUGAGUAUAAGUCACGGGGUUGCAACAAUAAGUACAUAGUAACGCAUAAGCAAAGCAUCGAGGACAUGCUGGAAAAGCACCAGACCUUGGCUAAAGAAGGGAAGCUCUGUAAAGAGGAGGUUAAGCUCAGGCUUUCUUACAUGUAUGACUGGGGAGUGCCACCUUCCCAGUGCUGCCAAAGGAAGGAUGGCAUCCCCUGAAAUUCUGAGGAAGGAAAAGGCAGAUUAUUACUGGACUCUCUGAGCUGGGUUACUGUUACGUGGAGAGAAUCCCAAUAACUAGGGCUUAAAAAAUUACUCAAAAGAUUUUGCACGAUUCAUUAUGUCACAAUCAAUGAAACCCUGAAAUUCCUGAGAGCUACUGCUGUGGCAUGAUGUAAAGUUGUUUAUAGAAGAGAAAGAUAUGACAAAAACCUGGAAAGGCUCACGUUACAGGAUUGAAGGCAAACAGUAGGUUGCGAGAUGAUAGUACAGAAUUCUGGGGGAGGUAACUUGGAUCAAAAGCUGCUAGAAGAUUUUUAACAGAUUCUAUGAUAUAUCUGCUAAAGAUCAUGGCAGGCCUUUACAGUAUAAGAUUGUGAAACUAACAUCUGGUAUUUAUUUAUUGGCAAAAAACAAUUGCCAGUUUGGCAAGGUUUGAAAAUUCGAACGCGGCUGCAAAUUGGUUGCUUUUGCCAGUGGGAACAGGUGUCUGUCACAAGCAUUCAAGUAAGGAGAAUGAUUUUGCACCAGAUAUUCACGUUAAGGGAGGGAGAGAGUCUGUUCUUUGGAGAGUGCUCUGAUUUACAAGAAUAGAAUUAUUAGACCUUUCUAUGUAA
Messenger RNA from Tympanuchus pallidicinctus (lesser prairie-chicken), 1925 nucleotides. RefSeq names its product beta-1,3-galactosyltransferase 6 (gene B3GALT6). Gene Ontology annotation, biological process: glycosaminoglycan biosynthetic process. The record is from RefSeq and is a predicted model, not a curated record. Gene Ontology annotation, molecular function: UDP-galactosyltransferase activity. Gene Ontology annotation, cellular component: membrane. Bases 274 to 1308 code for a protein of 344 amino acids. The transcript has a single exon. Lineage: Eukaryota; Metazoa; Chordata; Aves; Galliformes; Phasianidae.